CUUUUUACCUCCCCCGUAAAUGUAUUUAUUCAAUUAUUGUGAAGGGAGGGUUGAAUUGUUAUGAUUGGCAGAAUGAGGAUAUUUGGCAUGGACGUCGCAAUGGAGAACUAAGGAAAUCGUCGUCAAAUUUUAAAGCACAAUUGAAAUGAAACCAAAAAAGUGAACCGUAACAACUUUGCAAAAGUAAUGGACUUCUUAACUCCAGCUGAAGUUUCAACUACGACGACGAUUUUAAACAAGCGACAAAGGUGCUUGCAGUGGACAGUGGCGAAUGUCUGGAAACAUCCUUUCAUAAAACUUCUUUUCACUCUACCUGUGGUUUUACUCAUUUGUAGAACUUUAAUGCCAAACUACUUUUCAUUUACUGUCACAUAUUUCAAAAUAAUAGUUGACAUGGUGAACAAAGAUUUACAUCGGACUCAAGAUAUAUUUCGGCAGGAAGCAGAGCUUGUGUGGAACAAUCAUCAACUUCAAAAGCGAUUUAUGCAGAAAAUAUGUAAGGAAAAGAAAAUUUCAAAGAAGCACUUUAUUUGGCUUGUUUCUCUGUCCUCUGACAACGUUCUUCCAGGAGCUAUUACUGUUGCUCAUUCCAUCAAAAAGAUCUCUUGCUACACAAAAAUCGGUGCUCUGGUGACGUCAGAAUUGAGCAAUGUCACAAGACAAGUGUUAAAAAAGGUUGGCUAUGAAAUAUUUGAAGUAGAAUCCUUGGAUUGUAACUGGAUGGAAAGAAAACUUGGCUUGAAACCAACGGAUUCGGGUAUUCCGGGUACUCACACGAGAUUUCAAGCUUGGUCUUUACUUCAGUUUGAUAAGAUCGCCUACGUGGAUAUCGACUUUAUGCAACUGACCAAUAUGGAUGAAAUAUUUGAUAUGCCUGGGGAUCUUUCAGCCGUUUACUGUUCACGGCCGGGAGUUGUCGAUCCAUGUUUCAAUGCUGGCUUAGCUGUGCUAAGGCCAUCUAUGGAAACACGAGCUGGAUUGAUGGCAAAGUGGGAGGAACUGACGUCAGUUAUAGGAUGCAUCAGCGAUCAAGUCGUCAUGUGGUACUUCUUUGCAUUUGCCGGACGUUGGAACCCUUUGCCAUAUUCGUACAACGUACGCAGAAAACUUUAUUAUCCAAUGAAAGCUUAUCAUUUCGCUGGCUACGGUGUAACCCCUAAACCUUGGGAUAUGAAGAAACCACCCACUAAGAAAGAGGCUUUUGAGUUUCCUGGUCCAGCGACAAAUCGAGAUCACAUGAACAUUCUAUGGUGGCAAUUAUUCUACGAUGCACUGGAUGAAUACAAUCUUCACAUGUGGUGGAAAUCCACGUGAGUAUUCACGUGUAGCAAGAAUGACCGAUGAAAUUUAUCACGCGUCACAGGAAUGCCUCGUGUAAAUUUUUAUACCCAAUCGAAGAGAAUCGCCGACACAAUUGGUUUAUAAUACUUUAAGGGUUUGUCAUCCAUCACUUCCAAUAACACCUUCGUUAUUAUGUUGAUUUUAUUUAAAUUUUGCAUUUGAUUUUUCACACGAAUGACAAUAAAAAAUACCAAUUUACACAUACACGUUCGCUUGUACUUUACAAAAUGUUACAGGUCAUAGUAAGGAUGUGACAUAAAAACACGUUCUCAUUUAAAUCCUUUUAGCCACCUCCCUGAAAACUCAGCAUUAAAAUAUAAAAUGAAUUUUUAUGAUUUCUCGGAUAUCAAUAAAAAAGUCUUUUUACUUGAA
Messenger RNA from Xenia sp. Carnegie-2017, 1713 nucleotides. Its product is annotated as glycogenin-1-like. The coding region runs from base 187 to 1314 and encodes 375 amino acids. The transcript has 16 exons. The record is from RefSeq and is a predicted model, not a curated record. Lineage: Eukaryota; Metazoa; Cnidaria; Anthozoa; Malacalcyonacea; Xeniidae. Gene Ontology annotation, cellular component: cytoplasm. Gene Ontology annotation, molecular function: glycosyltransferase activity.